Molecule: messenger RNA, 1914 nt
Organism: Trichoplusia ni (cabbage looper)
Lineage: Eukaryota; Metazoa; Arthropoda; Insecta; Lepidoptera; Noctuidae
Exons: 4
Coding region: 710-1891 (393 amino acids)
Source: RefSeq, a predicted model, not a curated record
AUCUGUAAUGUCACCUGAACGUAAAUUUAUUUUUAAAUUAAAUAACGUAGUAAAUAAUGUGUUUCCCUCUGUUAUUUUGUACCUUUAUUUUAUACAAAGUGAGUGUUUCUUCGUAUUAAUAAAUGCCACAGUAAUGAAUUAAUUUCCUGCGAUAUCUCUGCACUUUCAUCAGAAUGCUUAAAAUAACUAAAAAUAUAAUAAUGGGGUGGAUAUAAAUAAAGGUUUUGACGACAGCCUUCGUGGAACGCGCCUAUACUAUGAACCCUUGUAGAAAGACUGAAGCUAUAGAUAUACCACCUAAGUUCACAUUGUGGAAUGCAAUAAACGUAUUGAGUAUUGAGUAUAUACUUACAAUUAAGAAUAAAGUAUCAAGAAGAUCAAUUGUUAUAUCUUUUGACCCACAAUUUAUGUCUGCGACUUACUCGUGUGUAAAUUCUUGAUCAUUUAGAAGUUUUGGGGAUAGAGCCAAUUAUGCCGUUGCAAACAUUCUUAAAAAUAUUCAAUCAAGUGUUGUCUUCACUUCCAAAUGACCUCUUUGGUUCAAUAGAAGAAAUAGAAAAAAUACUAUUUAAUCUAACAAAUAGAACUUUAUCAAAGAGUAUUUUACUUAAUGUAUCGGAUCGCAUGAUCGGAUAAUUUGAUGUCUGUUAGCUAUAGUGAAUGUAUUCGUCAUACCUUAAUUUAGGUCGAAGAUCCGACAUUAUCAGACAUGUUUUCGAGUGUAAAAAGACUUGAAAAGGUCCGAGUCACCACUAAAAUUACAGUCAGACAACGCAAUAACAAUAAAAUGAUCGAUAAAGAUUUACAAUCGAUACUUAAGCCGUUCAAUUUGAUGCACGUUUUAUUCUCUUGCGUCCAAUACGAAAUUCGGGAUGACAUUGUCACAACAAAUCAUUUCUGCUCUGGUGUUGUUUCAUUCAUCGUUUUCCUCAUUAUAACUUCUAUUUUCGCGUAUAGUAUUUUUCUAAAUUUCAGAACGAGCACUGUCAGGAAUCAUUCUUUUAUAGUAAAACUUGGCUUCUUCACCAAACCUCUUUGUAGUGCGAUUGGCUUCAUGCUUAACUAUUUCACAAGCAUUCGCAAUCGUAAUGACAAUGUUGUUUUUCUUUCAAAACUUCAAACUGCGUUCAGGUUGCUUAAGAUCGACUCCAGAAAGCAAAUGAAAGCUAACUGGACUAUCGUCGUUGCUUUGAAUUGUUUUUAUAUUAUCUACAUAUUGUAUUUUCAUUACGGAUUUUCAUCUUUCGAAUGGUGUACAAUUUUCAUGGUAUAUUUUGAUAUUUUGUUCGAUGUCAAUGUCAUUUAUGCGUCUAGAUUGUUGGACUUAUUAAGAUGUCACUUUGAGGUGUUGAUAAAGAAAGUGAAGAGUUCAGGAUAUAUUGGAGAAUCAGAUAAUGAAGAGCUUUGGAUCGGAAUAUUCAAUGCUUUCGAGGAUAGUAUUGACGCCUAUAAACUUUUGAACAAAACUUUCGAAGGCUUAAUUGUCUUCUAUACAGUCCACUCAUUUUUUAAUGCUGUAUUAAUUGUUACGCAACAAAUCGAGCAAAGACAGGUUCACACUUUAAGUUUUAAGAAUUCUGUUACAAUAGCGAUCAUAUGUAUAGUUUGGAUAACGAAAACCUUAUCCUUACUAUUUUGUUUGAACUUGGAAAGCGAGAGGUUUUACAUGACUACGUCUGAUGUAAGAAAUACAUGCAUCCUACAAGUGAAGUCCAGAACUUGUUCAGAUGGAAAGAAGCGAGCUUGUAAGAACAUCCGUCGUGUGCUCAGAGCUACCUUCAGGAAGAUGAAUGCUUGCGGUCUAUUUGUCAUCGACGCUUCUCUCUCGCUAUAUUUCUUCAGUCUCAUUGCUACGUACUGUAUUGUCAUACUGCAGUUCUAUUUUCUGUAACACGUGCUUAAAGAAAAAUUCCU